Molecule: messenger RNA, 788 nt
Organism: Epinephelus lanceolatus (giant grouper)
Lineage: Eukaryota; Metazoa; Chordata; Actinopteri; Perciformes; Serranidae
Product: cocaine- and amphetamine-regulated transcript protein-like
Biological process (GO): cellular response to starvation; positive regulation of MAPK cascade; negative regulation of appetite
Molecular function (GO): neuropeptide hormone activity
Source: RefSeq, a predicted model, not a curated record
AGCGGCUAUUUGAGACGGGGACAGGGCCACAUGCUGCUGCGCAUCAGGACCAUGCAGACCACCCCCAGACUGCUCAGCGGGGUGCUUCUCUGCGCGCUACUGUUGCUCUCCAGUGCCGCUAGAGCCGAAGUGUUGGACACCGAGUCCCAAGAGAUGCUGAGCCCCAGAGCCCUGCGGGACUUCUAUCCUAAAGAUCCGAACCUGACCAGUGAGAAGCAGCUGCUCGGAGCUCUCCAAGAAGUUCUCGAAAAGCUGCAGGCUAAACGACUGCCUUUAUGGGAAAAGAAAUUUGGCCAAGUCCCAACGUGUGAUAUCGGGGAGCAGUGCGCCGUGAGGAAAGGCGCUCGGAUCGGCAAGAUGUGCGACUGUCCCCGGGGAGCUUUCUGCAAUUUUUUUCUGCUGAAGUGCUUAUGAGCCUGGCCGGAUCUAAAUAUAUCACUGAGCUGGAGAGAAAAAAAACUGUCACUCGAUUUCUAUGUAAUUACUGUUAUACUGUGUAUAAUGAUAACGAAUGAGCAGACGAUAAUACGAUAAUAAUCUUGUAAAGAACCAUAAAGUUCCUGUAAAUAUUCAAAACCACUUUAAGUAGGAACCCCCUAGGAUCAUUGUUGUGAUAGCAGCCGAGAUCUAACCCACAAUGCACAAUAAACUCCUCCAGGACCACAUACACACCGUGAAGUCUUCACCGCAAUAUUGCGGGAAUACAGUGAUUCUUUGUCUGGGCAAGUCCAAAAUAUCUCUUUUGAACUUCUAUUAUUUUGUUUCAGAUGAAUGUUUGUCUAUGAAAC